Schistosoma turkestanicum is the source of this 348-nucleotide messenger RNA. The record is from the annotation of a GenBank genome assembly. Lineage: Eukaryota; Metazoa; Platyhelminthes; Trematoda; Strigeidida; Schistosomatidae.
GAUCAACUGUGUAUAUCUGUCUAUAUAUAUAUCACUAAAGUAUAGAAAAACACUCAUAAAUCAUUUAUUCUGAAUAUCAAUAUGUUUUAUACACAGAUUGUAUUAUCAAUUAGUCUUGUUGUAAUCUGGAACAUUCUAUCAACAAAUGGUGAUUGUAUCCCAUUGAAUCAACCUUGUACAAAAACAAUAUUUGCACCAUGCUGUAAUAAUACUGUAUGUAAAUUAUCUGGUCCAUUCUCCGGGAAAUGUGUUGAAUGUUUGAAAACAUUUGCAUGGUGUUGGAAUAGUGAUGAAUGUUGUUCCAAACAUUGUAGUUGGUUCCGAUGUAUAGAUGAUGAGAGUAGAUAA